AUGUCUGAAAGUGACGAGCUCUACACUCUGCGCCAGCAGUUCUUCACCGGUGAGCUGGAGGAAGUUUCCCAGAUCUCCCUCGAGGACUACAACGACGAGACACAGGAUCUCGCAAUCGAGUAUAAGCUAAGGUCGUUGAUUCUACUCGGUAAGUUCAAGGAGGCUCAGGGCCUGGCCAAGGGGAUCGACAAUGCUGUUUUGGCCAAGACGGUCUCUCUCUAUGCUGACUUUGUCCAGGGUCAAGACGUCUCCUCCAAAUUUGACGCUUUGAUCUCGGAGGAGAAGCGUGAAUCUAUUGUACAAAACUUGGGUUCUUUCUACUUGGUUAAGCAAGGACGUACAGACGAGGCCAUCACUCUGCUCCAGCACCAUGAGAACUCGCUGGAGGCUGUUCUGCUGCUGGUACAAUUGUACCUUUCACAGGGUAAGCUUGAGCUGGCUGAGAAGGAGGUCUCUGUCGCCUCAUCUUAUGCGCAGGAUAGCAUCAUCUUUAACUUGGCUGAGGCGUAUGUCAACUCUGCGAAAAACGGUGAGUCGCUGAGAGGCUCCUUGUACUUCUUUGAAGAGUUGAGCCAUUCGCACCCUACCGUAAAGACGCUUGUUGGCGAUUUGGUGUUGAACUUCCAAUUGCGUCAAUUCCCUGAGGCUGAUGAAGUGUUGAGAAAGAUUGCUGAGACCAACGGUGCCAGUGCGGAGUUAUUGGCUAAUGAAUACGCAUAUGCUCAGAUCAAGGGUGAUUCUACAGAGGCAAGCGACAAACUGAGCCAGCUAUCCAAGCUGGAUCCAAAUUUCCCAACGGUAUUGGACAUUGACGAGAAGAACAAGUUAUUCGACUCCAUAGUGGAAAAGUACAACAGUCAGAUCGUCAAUUGA
Williopsis jadinii is the source of this 873-nucleotide messenger RNA. RefSeq names its product coatomer subunit epsilon (gene SEC28). The coding region runs from base 1 to 873 and encodes 290 amino acids. Gene Ontology annotation, molecular function: protein binding; structural molecule activity. Gene Ontology annotation, cellular component: COPI vesicle coat. The record is from RefSeq and is a predicted model, not a curated record. Gene Ontology annotation, biological process: endoplasmic reticulum to Golgi vesicle-mediated transport; intra-Golgi vesicle-mediated transport; retrograde vesicle-mediated transport, Golgi to endoplasmic reticulum. NCBI's taxonomy places the organism in Eukaryota, Fungi, Ascomycota, Saccharomycetes, Phaffomycetales, Wickerhamomycetaceae. The transcript has 2 exons.